Molecule: messenger RNA, 880 nt
Organism: Darwinula stevensoni
Lineage: Eukaryota; Metazoa; Arthropoda; Ostracoda; Podocopida; Darwinulidae
Source: the annotation of a GenBank genome assembly
CAGACCGUCACUGUGACGUAAGCAAACAUGUCUCCGUACUGAGUUCCGUUGGGCGUUUCCCGACUCCACGCGUUGUAUUUAAGACCUGAACCUGCAAUGUUUUACCCUAAUAUCGAUAUAUUUGAGGUCUGUGACGCUGGACUGUAACAUCCGUGAACAUCAUGAGCGCUAGUUUGAGCCUGAGUUCGGUUCUGUGGAUCGGUUGUGGGUUUUGUCUUGGACUCGUGGCCUCUCGGAUGAGGUUCAUGGGCCGGACGCUCAGCAGGCUCCCAUCUGUGCCACGUGAGAAAAGUAGGCAAGGACAGGAUGUGUCGAAGAAAAAGGAACUCUCAGAUUCAGAAGAUGAGACGUUUGAGAGCAAUGGUGAAUACAAGCUGAUCUUGGUGGUGAGGACAGAUCUGAAGAUGGGCAAGGGGAAGGUGGCAGCUCAGUGUGCCCAUGCAUCAGUAUUGGCCUUUCGGCAAGCAAUGACAAGGAAUCCUGAGAUGCUUAAGAUGUGGGAGCUCUGCGGCCAACCCAAGGUUGUAGUGAAAGUGGAUGAUGAAUCCAUUUUGAAUGAAUUGGCAGUUCAUGCACGAAGUCUUGGCCUUAUUGUCAGCAUCAUUCGUGACGCGGGAAGGACCCAGAUUGCUCCCAACAGCAAGACAGUGCUUGGGGUUGGUCCAGGCCCUGUGGAUCUGGUCGAUAAGGUCACUGGGCAUCUCAAGCUGUUCUAACCUCUAUUUUGAUUUUGCAAAAGUUUCUCAGCAUUUUUGAUCUUGGUGUCAUGCAAUUGAUGGCAAUGAAGACAUGCAGUGGUGAAACAAGAAGGCAUGUUUUGUCACUUUGCAUUAUGGGAACAUUUGUUUUGGUGAGGCCAAAUAUGCUGUACCUCAUAGAA